Messenger RNA from Cavenderia fasciculata, 2697 nucleotides. RefSeq lists its product as uncharacterized. Gene Ontology annotation, molecular function: dol-P-Man:Man(5)GlcNAc(2)-PP-Dol alpha-1,3-mannosyltransferase activity. The transcript has 5 exons. Bases 1 to 2697 code for a protein of 898 amino acids. The record is from RefSeq and is a predicted model, not a curated record. Gene Ontology annotation, cellular component: endoplasmic reticulum. NCBI's taxonomy places the organism in Eukaryota, Evosea, Eumycetozoa, Acytosteliales, Cavenderiaceae.
AUGAGCUUAGGAAGAAGUGAUUAUCUAAUAUCCACCGACUUGCAUGAUGAUCAAAAAUGGUUGGACCAUUCUUCAAAAGUAAAUGGUUUAUCAAUUAAUAAACUAUUGUCACCUAUUGAUUAUAGUCCUGUCAAAGAAUGGAUAUUGACAAGGAAUAAAUCAGUUGAUAUUGGACUUGGUGACAAUGAUGAUAAUGAUGAUAAUGAUUACUAUACACAGACAUUGUCAUCAAUAUCGAUAUCAAAUAAUUUAGAGUAUAUAGUAUCUUGUUCAAAUAAUGUUGCAAGAUUUUAUAGGAUAUUGAUGUAUCCAAAUCAUUAUCCAAGUUGGACUCAUUUAUAUUAUGGAUCAUUGGAUUUGAAUCUUGGUAACAACAAUAGCAAUGUCAUUGAUUGUAUAUUGACAGAUAAUCAUAAAGAAUUGCUUGUAUUGAUGGAAUCACCAACAUUUUAUCAAUUGGAUAUUUACCAACAUAUUAAACUAGAAACCAACAACAAAAAUGUAUCAAAUCAUAGUAGAUUUAAUAUUGUAUUUCCAGAAGAUAAUUAUAAUGAUAUAUGGAUGAAUCAAGAUUUACCAAACUCUGUUUUAACAAGAUAUUCAACUAUUCAUCUUGAAAAGAAAAAUAGUAAUAGUAAUAUAAAUCCAACUUUAAUAAUGACAAGAGAUCAAUCAAUUAUAUUAUCAAUUGACAAUAAUAUUUAUUUUCAACAAAUCAAUAAUAAUAAGGUCUGGGAGAAAAAAGAAUUUAAUUCAAAUAUUAUUGGUAUUGUAAAUAUUGGUCAUCAAUCCAUUUUAAUUUGUCAACCUGAUAGAAUCACUCUAUUUAAUCAUCGAUUAGAAAUGGUUAAAGAGGUUUUAAUCUCUGAAUCAUUUGAUACUCGAUUUAUACAUUUAUCAACCAAUCAACAUUAUCAAUCAUAUUCAACCAAUCAAUGCAAUCAUCCAAUAAUAGUAACAGUCAUGAAUAACCAUUUAUACAUUACAAUCAUAUCAUUUGAAAAGAAUCAAAUUGAUUUUAAUAUUUUACAAUUAAUCAAUCCUCCCUCCAAUCAACAUGACAAUUCAAAAAGAGCAACCAUGAAAUUAUCAAUUGAUUCAAAAUUAUUAAUUAUUAUAUACCCAACUAUUAAUAAUAAUGAUAUUUAUUGUUUUAAUUUUACAAAUAAUCUAUACCAAAAUCAUAGUAUAAUUAAAUUAAAUCAAACUAUUCAAACAAUUGAAAUAUUUAAUUUAAAAUAUUAUUAUUUUGUUGCAAGUGUAAAUAAUGAUAGAUUAUUAUUUUUUAGAGAGUCAUUAAUGACAGCACCAGAAUGUGAUUCAAUGACUAGAAUAUCUAGUUAUUAUCUACCACCACCUCCAACCCAAGAAGAAACAAUUGGUUUGGAAAGAUAUGGUUUAAUCUUGUUACCUUGGUGGUGGAUUGUUUUAUCCAUUUCAAUUGUAAUAUGUCUAUAUUUAAUGACACCAAGAAUAUUUCAAUUGGAGAGAUUCGUAAUAUCACAUAUUCCCAUUCCAUCACAUCGUCGUCAUUUAAUUCAAGAGAUUAUAUUUUAUAUAUCUGUAUUGGUGAUUCUAAUGUUAUCAAUUUAUGAAAUCAAAUAUCAACCAACCUAUGUUAAUGAUUGGCCUGCUCAUAUUCAUCAUUUGAAACAAUUUAAUGAUAAUGGUAAAGGAUAUAAUUUUGAUUAUAAUCAAUUUAUGCAUUAUCAUGGACCUUGUACAUACCCAAGUGGAUUUAUCUAUUUGUAUUCAUUUUUCAAUUAUCUUACAAAUCAGUCAUUAUCAAGAUACCAAAUAGUUUGGACAGUGAUGGAGACUAUCAAUUUUUUAGUCAUUAAAAGACUGUGCACUAGAUUACAACUACCAACUAUUUUAGCAUUCUUACCGGUACUCUCUAAUCGAUUACAUUUGUAUAAUGUACGAGUUGUCAUUAAUGAUUUCCCAUCAACACUAUUACUUCAUAUUGGAUUAUUAGCACUUAUAUCUAAUUCUAAGAAUGGGAAAUAUAAAUUAUUUAUAUUUUGUACAAUCUAUUCUUGUGUGGUAUCACUAAAGUUGCACACAGUAUUCUUUGCACCAGCACUUUUAGUUCUCCUACUAGAACAAUACAGUCUUGUCAAGACUAGUCUCUUUAUCAUUUGGAUGGGAUUUAUACAAUUACUCAUUGGACUACCAUUCCUCCUAACCAAUUGGGUUGGCUAUCUAACCUUGGCAUACGAUUUUUCCAGAACACUACUAUGGGAAAAAACAAGAAACUUUAAAUUUGUUGGUCGUAUCAUUUAUCAAUCAAAUUAUUUUAAUCUAUUUUUAUUAUCUAUUUUAAUCUUUUCAAUCUUAUUCUUUUUUUUAAAGAAUAGUAGGAAUAAUAAUAUUAACACUAAUAAUAAUAGGUCAAGAAUAUUUAAAUUAUUAUUUACAAAUUUUAUUGCAAUUAUUUUUGCAAGAGGAUUAUAUUCACCAUUUCUAUGUUGGUAUUUCUAUACACUACCAAUCAUUACACAUAUGAUUGGUAUGCCAUAUCUCUAUACCAUCCUAUUAUUUAUAAUCCAUGAAACAACAUUUAGAUUCUUUCCAUCACUUGUCUUGGAAAUAUUUUGCACUUGGAUUUAUUUCAUUUCAAAUUUAUUUAUUCUUUUCUUCUUUUUUUAUUUCCAAAAUCAAAAUAAUCUUGCAAGUAAAAUAAAAAAUAACUAA